Scylla paramamosain (green mud crab) is the source of this 1251-nucleotide messenger RNA. RefSeq lists its product as uncharacterized. The record is from RefSeq and is a predicted model, not a curated record. The coding region runs from base 162 to 662 and encodes 166 amino acids. The transcript has 4 exons. NCBI's taxonomy places the organism in Eukaryota, Metazoa, Arthropoda, Malacostraca, Decapoda, Portunidae.
UGGGCCGUGGAUGGUUCGUGGCACACGUACGGAAGGGUGGGCACGGGGCCGAGUGCCAAGGAGCUGCGAGAGCCAGGGCGCCCAGCCAGUGUUGCCCCGAAAGCCAGCGUGCGUGCACCGUCUUCCCGUCACUGCCUCCGUCGCUUCACUCAUUCGCAACCAUGAGCUGGCCAUCUGCUUACGGCUACAAGUACACCCCUAUUGGCCUCCGCCAGAGGGAAAAGAAGGAUGAUGCCUCAGGAACCCGCUCCAUCUGCACCACUGUCCACCUUCCUCAGGGCGGACACCUCCUCGACAUUGAGAGGCAGUACGGCUUGGACGGCUCCAUGUCGAAGAGGGAGACGCAGAACAUGGACCCCGCUUCCUUCGUCCCAAGCCCUGCCCGCCCUGCCACUGCAGAACCCGCCGCCUCCAACCCUCUCCUCGAUGCCUUCGAGCCUCGUGCCCCCACUGACUUCGAGCGACAGGCAGAUGACAUCAUUGCUAACUUCCGUGCCAGGCAGGGGCUGCCCCUUGAGCGGAAAAGAUGCAGCAUUCCGACCGACUUGAUCAGCGGAAGUACCUGCGUCUGCUUCGAAAAUGAGAGAGACAGAAUACGCGCCGUCAUGAAGGACAUGAUUAAAAGGGCUAUGAGGAAGGCGGAAGAGGAGUCCUACUUUUAAAUGGCUGACGACAAUCUCCCGAACACCUGCACAUUUCUCGACUCAUCCAUCAUGGCAUCCCCCUGAACUUGUCGAAGACACACUGGAUUUUUGGGCAACCAGCUGACUACUUGCUGGCCGGAGAGGUGGACGACGCAGCGACCUCCAAGCAUGUCGCCGUGCGGGCCGCCCACCUGCCCGCCACUCUUUAUAGCUGUGACGCAGCCGAGGCCUCGCCUCCCCGAAUGGGAUGGGAAGUGUUGGCUUUUCUCCCAGUUUUGUAUAGAAUGGGACAGAAGCAUAUCACCGCAGUGUUUACCUUGCAUGCCUUUGACUUCGUCACAUGUAAAGAGAUUUCUCACAUCGAAAAAAAAAAAAACGAAAAGAGCAAUUCAGCUCCACAGAUUAUAAUAUAAUGUUUUUGAAUUGUCUAUUAUUAUUCAUUUCACAAAAUCACACUUGGUCGUAUACUAUCUAUCACCUCUUGUGUAAUAUUAAAUUUUAUAUAUUUAAGUCUGGUUUUGGAAGAUAUGCUGCUUGGCUCACACAGUAACAAAAAGGGUAAUAUGUAAUCAGACAAUCCUUAUUAAAGAUAGUAUGAACGCUGAAA